This is a messenger RNA of Meira miltonrushii, 801 nucleotides long. RefSeq lists its product as uncharacterized. The coding region runs from base 49 to 753 and encodes 234 amino acids. The transcript is spliced from 2 exons. Lineage: Eukaryota; Fungi; Basidiomycota; Exobasidiomycetes; Exobasidiales; Brachybasidiaceae. Gene Ontology annotation, biological process: mRNA splicing, via spliceosome. Gene Ontology annotation, molecular function: RNA binding. Gene Ontology annotation, cellular component: nucleoplasm; ASAP complex; cytoplasm. The record is from RefSeq and is a predicted model, not a curated record.
UCUAGAAGACACUCUUUUGUCCUUGGCAAGAUCAUGUCAAAUUGAUCAAUGGUGAAGGGUGGGAUUGAAGUGGAGAUGGAGAAAGAUCAAAGUGAUAAUAGCAACCCUUCUCAUAGCAAUCCAAGCAGGUCACCACCCUACUCACCCACCCUAUCCGAUACAAAGAUCCGAUCUCCAGCCUCUCGUUCACCAGGUCAUGUGCCUUCUCAUGAUGAACAAGAUCGAAAAGAGCAAAGAAGAAGCAUGAGUGUGGAUUCAAGAAAUAGCAAGAAUGAAUCUAGACCUUCUCGUAGCUCUCGCUCUGGCUCCCGUGAAGGGGCUAUAAAUUCAAUCGAAAUCAAAGGAUUGACAAAGAUGGUCUAUGCUACCCAUCUAGAACAAAUAUUUGCAGCAUAUGGUCCGAUUGAAGAAAUAUUCAUGCCAUCCGAUCCAUACACUCAAGAGAACCUCGGUCGAGCAUUCAUCACUUACAGAUCUUCUUCAAGCGCUGAAAAAGCAGAAGAUUGUAUGGACAAAGGUCAAAUUGAUGGCGCAAUCGUUAGCGUUCGAUGUGAAGAUAUACAAGUGCAUGAGUUGCGGUCAUCCUACAAUUCCACACCCCGCAGCAACAGUCAUAGGAGAGAUACAAACCGCACAAGCAACGAUCACCGCUAUGGAAACAAGGAUGAAAGACAAAGAUACCCAGAUAAUUCAUACGAUAGGGACAGAAGGAGUGAAGGUCAGCGUCGAAGUAGAUCCGCUUCUCCUUAUUAAAUGUAAAAGUAGUGUACAGUACCAGACUAAUACAGAUAAAGAUCGAUC